Messenger RNA from Rhodamnia argentea, 2089 nucleotides. Its product is annotated as pyrophosphate--fructose 6-phosphate 1-phosphotransferase subunit beta-like. Lineage: Eukaryota; Viridiplantae; Streptophyta; Magnoliopsida; Myrtales; Myrtaceae. The coding region runs from base 170 to 1870 and encodes 566 amino acids. Gene Ontology annotation, molecular function: 6-phosphofructokinase activity; diphosphate-fructose-6-phosphate 1-phosphotransferase activity; ATP binding. The transcript has 16 exons. Gene Ontology annotation, biological process: photosynthesis; fructose 6-phosphate metabolic process; glycolytic process. Gene Ontology annotation, cellular component: cytosol. The record is from RefSeq and is a predicted model, not a curated record.
CCCUGUCCAAACGUCCCUUUUCUUGAAGUUUCUCUGGCAAAUUUUCCAAUUCAACAAAAGACAUUUUUCAACGCCAAGACCAACCCCCCACAGCCCAAAGUCUUCUUCUUGAUCUUGCUGUUCAUCGUACUUUUGCUUCGCAUGUUCCUCUGAUCUCUCCUGCAGCAUCAUGUCCUCGGCCGCCUUGUCCAACGGCUACGCCGCCCCCGAAAUGGCGGUGCUGUGCCGCUAUGCCGCCCUGUACGGUGAAGUUCAGCAAAGCCGCCUCCAUCGCUCCCUCCCGCUCCCUUCCGUCCUCGGGACAUCCUUCCAUGUCGUCGAUGGACCUCCGAGUUCCGCCGCCGGAGACCCGGACGAGAUAGCAAAACUUUUCCCUAAUCUAUUCGGGCAGCCAUCGGCGAAGCUUGUGCCAUCCGCUUCAUCAGCUUGUGCAACAAAGGAUCAAAAAGCCUUGAAGAUUGGAGUGGUUCUCUCCGGAGGACAGGCUCCGGGUGGACACAAUGUGAUUUCUGGGAUUUUCGAUUACUUGCAGGAGCGCGCUAGUGGAAGUGCAUUGUAUGGAUUCCGAGGCGGUCCAGCGGGGAUCAUGAAGUGCAAAUAUGUUGAGUUGUCGAGUGAAUUUAUUCAUCCUUACAGAAACCAGGGAGGCUUUGACAUGCUUCGUAGCGGUAGAGACAAGAUUGAGACUCCGGAGCAGUUUAAGCAAGCCGAAGAAACGGUGAAGAAGCUCGAUUUGGAUGGACUUGUGGUCAUUGGAGGGGACGAUUCCAACACAAACGCGUGCCUUCUUGCCGAGAACUUCAGAGCUAAAAACAUGAAAACAAGGGUUAUCGGAUGCCCAAAGACCAUAGAUGGUGAUCUGAAAUGCAAGGAGGUUCCCAUAAGUUUUGGCUUUGACACAGCAUGCAAGAUAUAUGCAGAGCUUAUUGGGAACGUGAUGGUAGAUUGUCGCUCGAGCGGGAAAUACUACCACUUUGUGAGGUUAAUGGGCCGUGCGGCGUCUCACAUUACGUUGGAGUGUGCUUUGCAGACUCAUCCAAACAUCACCAUUGUCGGGGAAGAGGUGGCUGCCAAGAAGCUAACACUGAAGAACGUCACGGAUUAUAUUACCGAUAUAAUCUGCAAACGCUCUGAGAUUGGUUACAACUAUGGAGUCAUACUUAUACCAGAAGGCCUGAUAGAUUUUGUUCCUGAAGUUCAACAUCUUAUUUCAGAGCUUAAUGAGAUACUAGCGCAUGAUGUAGUCGAUGAAGCGGGGAUGUGGAAAAAGAAACUCCAAAGCCAAUCUAAGGAACUUUUCGAGUUUUUACCCCAGGAAAUUCAGAAACAAUUGCUGCUAGAAAGAGAUCCACAUGGAAAUGUUCAGGUUGCCAAAAUAGAAACAGAAAGGAUGCUGAUUGAGAUGGUGGAAACUGAACUAGAGAAGAGGAGAAAGGAAGGUUCUUAUGGCGGGAAAUUCAUCGGGCGGUCCCACUUUUUCGGCUACGAGGGAAGAUGCGGUUUACCGACUGAUUUCGAUGCCAACUACUGUUAUGCUCUCGGCCAUGCUGCCGGAGCCCUCCUGCAUUCAGGGAAGACGGGAUUGAUAUGCUCGGUUGGCAACUUGAGCGCUUCAGUCGAUGAGUGGACUGUUGGCGGAACGGCAUUGACCUCUCUAAUGGUCGUAGAGCGAAGACACGGGAAGUUCAAGCCUGUCAUUAAGAAGGCAUUGGUGGAGCUUGAAGGCGCGCCAUUUAAGAAAUUCGCAUCCAUGCGUGAUGGGUGGGCCUUGAAAAACCGAUAUGUCAAUCCAGGUCCUAUCCAAUUUGUUGGACCAACAGCAAAAGCUGUGAACCACACAUUGAUGCUGGAGCUUGGAGUGGAGAACUAGGAGGGUUCACUGAUUUUUGGCUAACAUGGACUGACUUCAGCGGCUUAAGUAAAUAACCGAUCAUGAGGAAGCAAGCCUACCCAGUUCAUACCACUUCAUAUGAAAGCUCUACUGAUGGAGAAAAGCCAGAGGAAUUGUUUUUGAGUGACAUUAAACUCCUGCACAUUACUCCAUUUCUUAUGUAAAGCGUUCAAUCUAAACCGACAUAGGUGAUGUCCG